Messenger RNA from Micromonas pusilla CCMP1545, 2063 nucleotides. RefSeq lists its product as uncharacterized. The transcript is spliced from 2 exons. Gene Ontology annotation, cellular component: Prp19 complex; U2-type catalytic step 2 spliceosome; U2-type catalytic step 1 spliceosome. The record is from RefSeq and is a predicted model, not a curated record. Gene Ontology annotation, molecular function: pre-mRNA binding; U6 snRNA binding; metal ion binding. The coding region runs from base 1 to 1260 and encodes 419 amino acids. Lineage: Eukaryota; Viridiplantae; Chlorophyta; Mamiellophyceae; Mamiellales; Mamiellaceae.
AUGGCCGCGCGCCUCCUCCAGGACCCCGACGCGGACGGAUGGGAGCGCACGGACUUCCCCGUCGUGUGCGAGGACUGCCUGGGACCGAACCCGUACAUCCGAAUGCAGAAGCAAGACUACGCGGCGGAGUGCGCGAUCUCGUCGCGCCCGUUCACCGUCUUCAGAUGGCGCCCGGGGAACGAGGCGAGGUAUAAGAAGACCGUCGUCUGCCGCGAGAUCGCGCUCGCGAAGAACGUGUGCCAGGUGUGUCUGCUCGACCUGGACUACGGCAUCCCCGUGCAGGCGCGCGACGCGGUGUUAGGGAGGGAGCGAGAGACGGUGGCGAAAUCGGACGUGAACAUCGAGUUUCACACGAACGAGAUCGCGAAGCGCAUCGAAAACGGCGAGGACGUCCAAGCCACCGCGCGCGCGGAGAUGAACUCCAUGAUCCAGAAGCUCGCGCGGAAGAAGCCGUACUACCAGAAGAACAAGGCGCCGAUAUGCACGUUCUGGCUGCGGAACGCGUGCAAUCGCCCCGACUGCCCGUACCGACCGUGCAACGGAGACACGAACAUGCCGGAGCUGACGUCGGCGCCGGAGCUGCGCACGCAGAACAUCAAGGACCGCUACUACGGCAUCAACGACCCGGUCGCGGAGAAGAUGUUGAAGCGCGCGAGCGAGAAGGGGGUCGCGUGCGUGCCGCCGGAGGAUAAGAGCAUCACGACGCUGUUCAUCGGCGGCAUGGACGAGAGAGUCACGGAGGGGGAUCUUAAGGAUACAUUUUACGCGUACGGAGAGAUCAAGAGCAUACGGUGCGUGCACGCGAAGAACUGCGGGUUCGUGACGUUCACGGACCGCGCGGGCGCGGAGAAGGCUGCGGAGGCGCUGAGCGGGGAUCUGGUCAUCAACAACCUGCGGUUGAAGUUGAUGUGGGGCAAGCCGAGGAAACCGCGAGAGGAUGGCGGCGGCGGCGGCGGCGGCGGCGACGGCCGGGCGGCGGCGGCGGCCGGGCAGCCCGCGGCGAUGCCGAUGCUCGCGGUGCCGCCGCCGGCGGGCGCGGAGGGGACGAUGAUGAUGCAGCCGAUGAUGAUGCCCGCGCCGUACGCGCCGCCGACCAUCGGAGGCAAGCGCGGCGCGGUGCUUUACCCUUCGAUGGACCCGUCCGCGAUGGGGACGGUGUAUCGGAAACAGAGAGACGAGGAGGAGAAGGCGGAGAAAGAGGCGGGGAAGAACAAGAGGGCAAGAAAGGGGCCCGCGGGCGAGUCGUCGGGGGCGGAGUAAAUAUGAGGUUACUAUGUAGGGCCCCGCGCGAGAAGACAAAAAUAAAAGAAAGCCCUUCUCUGCGCCGUCACAUAUGAUAAAGUCACGUCGCGUCGCGUCGCGGCCCGGCCCGCUCGCGCCGAUCACUCCGCCGCCCUCAGCUCCUGCGAGAGCGCCGCCCACUUUCUCAACGUCUCUCCGCCCUUCCCCGCCGCGUGCGCCUCCUUGCACAUCGCCACGCCCUCCGCCACGGACUCCGCCUGCGCUGCGGCGGCCAUCGCGACGCCGGCGUUCAAGAUCAAACAGUCCGCCACCGGCCCCUUCUCGCCGCCGAGCGCGUCCGUGAGCAUCCGCGCGUUGAGCGCGGCGUCGCCGCCGGCGAGGUCGCUCAGCUCGCACGGCGGAAUCCCGACGUCCUUCGGGUCGAACGAAUACGUCUUCACCCCGCCCUGCGUCACCUCCAUCACGGACGUCGGCCCGCACGGCGUCAUCUCGUCAAGCGACAGCUUCCCGACGGUGCUGCACACGACGAGCGCCUUCUUCAUCCCGAGCUUCAUCAGCGAGUUGGCCAUGAGGGGCUGAAGUUCCGGGGUGUACACGCCGACGAGCGCGUAUUUGCUGUCCGCGGGGUUCAGCAUCGGGCCCAACAGGUUAAACGCGGUGCGAACCUUCAGAGCUUUCCGCACGGGCGCGACGGCUUUCAUGCUCGGGUGAUACCUCGGCGCGAACAUGAACCCCAUGCCGACGUCCUCGACGCAUCGCGCCACGCCGUCGGGGCCCAGGUCCACGGCGACGCCCAACGCCUCGAGGACAUCCGCGCUGCC